This is a messenger RNA of Paramecium tetraurelia, 447 nucleotides long. RefSeq lists its product as uncharacterized. NCBI's taxonomy places the organism in Eukaryota, Ciliophora, Oligohymenophorea, Peniculida, Parameciidae. The transcript has 4 exons. The record is from RefSeq and is a predicted model, not a curated record.
AUGGUAACUUGUCAUAUAUAUUUGAAUAGCAACCUAUAAAUGACAUUAAUGGGAUUAUCAGCUGUGGAAGGGGCCAAUGGUUAUGUGAUAUUUAAUUAAGACUGUAUUCCAUUAAAAAGAUCAGAAAAAAAUAUUACAUACGAAAAAGCUGUUCACAUGUCUGCUUUAGUGGCUGAUUUAUGGAAUGUCACUAAGAAAUGCAUCCAAAGAGAAUUAAGAAUUAGAAUGAUCUUGAAAUAAUUAGAAUAAGGACUAAGGCCCAAUCUGAAUACAUUAUUUCUUAAUGUAAUUUUAAUACUUAUUAAAUAAUAAGAGGGUGAUUAUACAAUGAUCGGGAUAUAAUUAUGUGGAAAAGCAAUUGAAGAAGCUAAACAAGCAGCAGCUGCCGAGGCUCAAGCAGUUGCUGAAGCAGAGAAGGCAAAAAAAGGAGAUAAGGAAUAAAGUUGA